Iphiclides podalirius (scarce swallowtail) is the source of this 1209-nucleotide messenger RNA. NCBI's taxonomy places the organism in Eukaryota, Metazoa, Arthropoda, Insecta, Lepidoptera, Papilionidae. The record is from the annotation of a GenBank genome assembly.
AUGUUAUUCCAGGACAAGUUGCUCAACAAGCUCGAGGAAAAUGACCCGGAAUUAGCGACAUCUCCUGAAGAAGAAUGCGUGAUUUGCGUGAACGCGAAGGCGACCAUGCAGACGUCGCCGUGCGGCCACCGCGUGGUCUGCAGACGGUGCUUCGUGAAGACCAUCCAGAUGGCGGUGAGCCAGCGUUUGCUGCCGCUGCGCUGCGUCAUAUGCCGCGCGAAGAUACUGCGGCUGAGACCGGCCCCGCGUCUGGUCACCAGCAAGAGUUGGCAGGUGUCGAGUACAGGCAACAAAUCGUGGGGAGUGCCCGGAUCGGUGUCCAGCUACUCUGUGGGCGCCAGGUCAGUGCCAGCCUCGGCAUCCCUGUACUCCGUCACCAGCGGAGAAUCUUGCAUAUCCGGCGUGUCUUCCAUCUCAUCGAAUAGUGGUGUUCACGUAAACAACAGUUGCACAACGAAGCUUUGUGGUGGUGCGAAGUGUGGUGGUGCGUGCCUCGGCGCAAUACCACGACAGCCCCCAACCUCCGCGCCGCCGAAACCCCGACAACCGGCUUCGAAAUCUUUGAGACGAUCCCAACACCACAGCAUGAAGGUUCGACUCCAAGAAUAUCAAAUGCACAGUUACACCGGUGGACCUUCCGGAGAGCCAUCCGGCCGACUUCCGCCUAUCAGAGAAUUCCAGAGAGAGUUCCGCGAAGGAAGACGAGAAAGCGCAGCCCCCUCCUGUGCGUCUACUAGAAUAAGGUGUGCCCAAAAAAUAGUGACGCAGCUAGAAACAUCGCCACAGAAGGACAAACCACAUUUCUUCCGGCCUCUAAAGCCAACAAAUCAAGACGAUCCCCCUAAUUCUAGAGAUCAUAGCAAAGAGACUGAUACGAAAACAGAUAACCCCAAAAGUAAGCCCAAAAAGGAAGAUAAGAAAAAGAAGGAAGAAGAAACCACCAAGGCAGCUGAAAAAAGCAAGAGAGAUGAAAGUAGUGAUACCAAGAAAAAUGAAGUUGCCGAGAGAAAAAAGGAGGAAAAGCUAAGACUUAAAGCAGAAAAAGAAGCCAAAAAAGAAGCUAAACUUCAAGCUAAGGAAGAAGAAAGACAAGCCAAAUUAUUGGCGAAGGAGGAGGAAAGACAAGCUAAAUUAUUAGCUAAAGAAGAAAAGAAAAAAGCAAAAAAAGAAGCUAAGUUAGCAGCACAAGCCGAAAAAGAAAAAGCCAAG